CUUCAUUAUUUCCCAAAGAAUCUCGUCUUCUCUUUUCUUCUCUCUUUCUUUACUUUAAUUUCCUUUUCUUUCCUUUUUCUUUUUUUUUUUUAAAAUAUUUUAUUUUAAUAUUUUAUCGCAUUAAAUAUUUCAAUCUCUUCUUUAUCUCGCUCUCCUGAUCCCUUAAAUCCGUUUCUCACUCUCUCGCUUUUCAGUUUUCCUGAGAAAAUCUCGCAUUUUCUCAGCUGGAGAUCCGAAAAUCGUAGAAUGAGGUAGUUUUAAGUUUUCUCUCUCAUUUUCCUGUUUGGUUCCUGAGAAAGUUCAGGAUAAAAGCAACCGGGAAGUAAGUUUAUCAGUAGAUUACUCAUUGAUCAGCUCACGCUAAGCUUAACAGAGGAAUCUCCCUUGAAUGUUAGGAUACUAAAAUUUGCUUGCAGUUUUUGAAAAUUUUGAGGAUAUCAGUUGGAUUUUUGGAAAUGAGUUGGAAUCCACAUAUGGAAGUUCAGUACAUCAACGGUAGCUACCCUUAUAAUAGUGCUGGCAGCUUUAUGGAAUAUUUCGAAGGUCUUACUUACCAACAUGUCAAUUUCAUUUUCGACGGUGCUCAUGUUCAGGAGAGUGUUUACCCAUCGAUGACUACAAGCUUUUACAAGUUUGGAUUAUCUGAUUCUGGCAAUAUUUCAUAUUAUGAUGAUGGUCAUAGUUAUGAGGUGAACAACCAUGAACUAUGCCUUGAUGAAUAUAGAAGGGCAUCAGAGAAUUCCUCAUCAAUGAGCAAUGUACAGACUGCAGCAAUGAAUAUGGAAUGGGAAGGAAAUGCAAAUACUACCUCGCAUGAAAAUCCAGUAGAUUGUCCACGAAGACAACAUAAUGCUCAUGAUUACCAGGUCAUUUGGCAAGAUAAUGUUGAUCCUGACAACAUGACUUAUGAGGAAUUACUUGAAUUAGGGGAGACUGUCGGAACUCAAAGUCGAGGUCUCUCCCAAGAACUUAUUUCUUUGCUCCCAGUUUCAAAAUACAAAUGCAGCUUAUUCUCAAGGAAGAAAUCAAGGAAUGAGAGAUGUGUAAUUUGCCAAAUGGAAUACAAAAGAGGUGAGAGACAGAUUACUCUGCCUUGCAAACAUGUCUACCAUGCUAGGUGUGGCACCAGAUGGCUUAGCAUCAACAAGGCUUGCCCCAUAUGUUAUACUGAGGUGUUUGGUGAUGCAUCAAAACAUUGAGGGAUAAAUCACGACGAACAUAAAGAAAAUAUUCAUAUGCUUUUUCUUUUUUUUUUUUUUUUUGGGCUUGGUUUGGGUAUUUUCACCUAAUACGAAGAUGCUAUAUUUUGUUCUACUUUCUUUAACAGAACAGUUGAUUAGCUUUUGGAAUAAAUGAAAGGUGUGAAGUGAACAUGGUAGAAGAUGGAUGUGUUAAUUAGAAAGGCAGGAGAUUGCAUAGAGAGUUUCAAUGAUUCAGUGAUGUUUUUAGUCUUUAUUCAAAUUGUUCAUUCCCUUUGCAUUUUGGCCAUUAACUUCUAGUUAGUUAAUCUAAGGCAAAGAAGUUACAGGAAUCAUCCAGUCCCAGUCCAAUGGGAGAAGGAUGCUGAAUGACUCAUCUUCAAAAAAACCUUCUUUACUUGGUCUUAGUUUGAUAAAUUUUCAUACAUCUGCUUGGAAGCCAGCAUUUCUCUCCAAUAUAGAGGAGAGUGCUACUUGAAAGUGCAUCUUGCGGAUGAAAGUAGUUGAAAUUUUAUCAACUUUAAAUUCUCUUCUGCCAUUCCUCUCCAAUAUGAAAACGCGGCACGUUAUGGCUCUGGCAUGUUUUACCUGUAUUUUUCUAUACCGAUUCAUUUGACAAGUUAAUU
Durio zibethinus is the source of this 1825-nucleotide messenger RNA. The record is from RefSeq and is a predicted model, not a curated record. Lineage: Eukaryota; Viridiplantae; Streptophyta; Magnoliopsida; Malvales; Malvaceae.